Bombus pascuorum is the source of this 6419-nucleotide messenger RNA. RefSeq names its product cytosolic carboxypeptidase 6. Gene Ontology annotation, biological process: proteolysis. The transcript is spliced from 7 exons. The record is from RefSeq and is a predicted model, not a curated record. Gene Ontology annotation, molecular function: metallocarboxypeptidase activity; zinc ion binding. The coding region runs from base 3636 to 5423 and encodes 595 amino acids. Lineage: Eukaryota; Metazoa; Arthropoda; Insecta; Hymenoptera; Apidae.
CUUUUCGUUCCUUAAUGGAGUCGUCUUUUUUUCGUCGCAGUUAGGGAAGAAAUACCUUGGGAAUCCAAUAAUCCUUCAUUCUAUAAAAGUAAUCUCCACAACUAGACCGUGAAAUUCUACCAAACUUCUGUUUAACCAGUAAUUUGGAAACCACUUUCGGAUAGUUUUACGCGAGUUUUACCAGCGUGGUUCGGGCUAGUGAAAAUAGUUCGUAGGACGAACGGUGUCCAGGAAUUAUACGGGUUCAUCGAUUAGUGGACGCAGGUAGUUAACAUAGUUACGCGUUGUUGGAGCAUUGAACCAACUAUUCGGGAAUGUAUCUUUUCAGAGGCAACAGCAAGUUUCCAUAACUGCAUCCCUUCUCCCGGUGACACGCCAUAUUUGCGCUUGCUCAUCCGGGUGCUUGGCCAAACAAUAAAUAUGCGUGACUUAAGCUCACUUUGCAUGUUGCACGGAGCGGGUUGCGUGGACCCGGGAACGAGGCUGCACACGUGCAUCGGAGGCUGAAUCCGUGCGUCUCCCCGUAGCCUGAUAAUCGAGCCAGGGUUAUGCAUGCGGAUUACGUAGCUUCCAGUCGCGUAUCAAACGCGUGCCAAACUCGUUAUUUCGAAAUUGUGAAUCUUCCACAUUAUAAAGGACGAAUUAUUCAUUGUUCGAUAUUCUAUGCGGCUCGUGUGUCCCGAACGUGUUCUUAAAAAUCUUCCCCCACUCAGCAUGUUACAUCGAGUACGUAGAAAGAAGGACAAACGUUCUUGCGCAAAUAUUUACCACAGAAACGAUCGAUCUUCCUAUUAUAGGUUGAUAGAUUGUGUUUCAGGGGUCAGAUCUUUAGCUUUUAUCUAAGCAAACUGAAAUACCACGCGUUACAAUGUACGGUUAUGAUUUUCCUUAUAUUUCGGCCGUACGACCGUCUCGUUAGAGGUUGCAUUAGUUCUAUGAACUUUCGUCGAAACUCUAUACGUAUAGCCAAGGGACAGUCACGCGAGACACAGAAAACUUCAUGGUUGAGGGCAAAAACGAAAAGAAAUGGCAGCAGGGACACCUAUCGAUUCAACAAACCAAGGAAACCAGGCGCGUGGAUCCGCCGCUAGUAUCGUCCAGUCGAUGAGAAGUUGAGCCUCGUGUGGACCAGUUCAGGACAAGUCAAACCCUGCUCUCGAUAUGUCCGACGCUGAGGAAACUGGUACGUACUAUGCUCGAUCCGUCUUCGAGAAUUGUUCGUAACAAGCUAGAAACCGUUCCGUGACUGAAACGCGAGCACGUAACACGUGCCACAUCGUCUAUCUGCGUGAUCGCACCUCUACACGAGAGAGAAACGUUUUGUCUAUGAACGUGUGCUUCUAUAUUUCGACGUCGUUUCCCGAUAGAUCUUUUGUGAUCCGUCAAGCCGACCGAAUCACCGACUCAAGGAGCAGUCACGCGAGGAUCAACGCUAGCUCGAUGCUUAUUGCCCUCUGACAUUUGGCAGGUGUUCCUCUUUGGAGACCAGUUCGCCUCGUGAUAUAACAUGUAGAUCGCAAAAUUCACCGCAGAGGAACACUUUCUCGGUCGGUUUUUUUAUGUGCGAGGGGUGGCUUUCCCUUUGUGACUCCAAGCUGCCAUAUCCUUCCCUGUUCCAAGCUAUUAUUACCGCUCUGGUCGCCUUUUUCUCUUUCUCUCUUGACCUAACUUCCGUUUUCCGCGUCACGGAAUAACGAAUAAAGUAGAAGGAAGCCUCUUAUAGUUGGAUUUCUCUAAUUUCGUUCGAUCUAGAUCGCGAUCCAGGGAAACCGUGUCGAGGAGAAAAAAUAUAACGACCGAGGCCGCUUUUUCCUUUUUUUUUUUUUUUCCCUCGUAGCCGGAACUGUUGAAGAUUUAGUAUGAGUUCAGCGGUGCGUAUCACAGUGUAUCCUCUCCCUCUCUAUCCUCCAGCCACCCUUGCCGUCCCCUUGAUUGUUCCGUGCUUUUCUGUCCAGCCUCUUUGUCCCACUUUUAAUUGCUCUUCCCAACCGUCAGCUCCAGAGUGUCCUCAGACCUUUUUUCCCUCCAAUUUCCCAGGAAUUUUCUCUUUUUUUCCCUCUUGCUUCCACAGCCGUAAUCGAGGCGAGACAACACACCGCAGACAUUUGCCUGGGCAAAUUGUAGAACGUUUCUCGGAGGUGGAAGCUUGUCCCGUCGUGGAUAAAGUGUUGCCACUAAUGCCAAGCUAUCAACCUUUGUCGUUGUCCAGCCUUUCAAGAAGAAAAAUACCUAACACUAAAUUUAAAUGGUCGUAAAUCGAGAAAGCUCUACGGGACGAGACUUCGUACGAUUUUCCAUGCUUCUAUCAAAUCUAAUCGAACGAGAAACGAGUCACUGUCGGUCACUAGCAUUGACUGGCUAAGUUCACGUGACUCGUGGUAUAAUGGUCAGGUUUUGCGUCAAUAGAUGAAUAAUUGAUAAGAGAAUUGUGCAAUCUCAACGGGAAACCACUAUAGACUAACCGACUGAGUUUAAUUUCCCUUUUUCUUCGUGCUUUCGUUCCUUCCAGGCUAUAGACGCGUAGGUUUUAGCUGGUAGAUGUGUCAUUUACGGGCAUCGUACGAACCGCAUGGAAAUAGAUAUCGAACAAGCCUGAUUUAGAAAUCCGCACGCGACACGUUAUGUACCCAUCGGGCAAAGAACAAUGUAUGACAGAACGGAGCAGCUGGACUUGAGACACCACGACGUGGUUUGUCGAAGACGUGACGUGGACGUUCCUGUCUCUGUUCCUUACUUCUUCGAGCACGCGCCACGUGGAUCUCGCCGGCUCUAAUAUAAUCUCUUCGCUUCUUCGAAUCGUUAAUACGCGAGAAAGAAUAAAUCCAGAACGUUGUAACGCGCUAGAUACGUGGAAAACUAUCAGAUAGAUUGAAAGAAUGGAAGUAAAGAAGCCGUUUAAAUCCGUGGAGGAUGGUCUUAAAAAUUUCAUAUUAGAUCAGACUUAAACACAAUCCCUGACAGAUACAGACGAUACAAAGAUGACUUUAAUCUGUGCUGCUAUUCCAAUUUUUAUAUAUAAAUAUCAUAAAAUGUGAAAAAUAUUUCGUGUGUAUCUCGUACAUGAUUCACGACCUCCGCACGGUUGAAAACUAAAGUUCAUCGCUCAAUUUCAAACUCCGGCGUUUCGUGACCAGGAGCAACAGCUCUCUCACUCGCCACCUUCGUUCGUUCCCACGAGCGCGAGAUUACGAAAGGAUACGAAGAUCGGAUUUAGAAAUAGAUAUCAACGAACCGAAUUUACCGAGCACCAAAAGUAAAUUACCGAUGUAGCCUCUUUUCUUCGUCUAGAUUUCGAUCAACUAGCUUCUCGUGACCGCAAACGACUUUGUCCGUUUCGUUAAAGCCUGCUCUGUCGAUCCUGUGGGAUCUUUGACGCGUGGCAGCCACGCGAAUUCCCGCCAAUCUUGCUCGAUUGAACCGCGCGAAAUCACGAACCUAGGCCACACGAGAGAUUCCUCGCACGAGAACCAACACGAGAAUUAACCGUAACGUGCUGAUCCAACGGCACGAUCAGUGUUACAGCCUUUAUCCACGUAGGUGGUAACACCCACCAUAAAAGGUAGUUUAGACCCAGAGGAAAGUCAGUCUGUUGCCACGUCUUCUGCUUAGUGGAUCAGUGCGUUUCCUCUUUCGGAAUGGCUCAUGGGGAGGGUCGAGAUCCGUUGGAACAUACCAGCCUCUAUCAAAGAGCUGAGAGCGAGGACAGCGAUACAGAAGGAGGUAUGGGAAACGUGAACAAAAUGAUAAUGCGACCACCGGGACACAGUGGAAAGGCGAAGAAAGGACACAUUUGUUUCGAUGCCUCGUUCGAGACCGGUAACUUGGGCAGGGUGGACCUUAUCUCAGAAUUCGAGUACGAUCUGUUCAUCAGGCCUGAUAUCUGCAAUCCGCGACUUCGCCUGUGGUUCAACUUCACCGUGGACAACGUGAAAGCGGAUCAACGAGUGGUCUUUAACAUAGUUAACAUAUCGAAGAGCGCAAAUCUGUUUCGAAACGGAAUGACGCCGUUGGUGAAGAGCAGCAGUAAACCAAAGUGGCAAAGGAUUCCCAGAGAUCAAGUAUUUUACUACAAAUCGGCGCAGCACCAAAACCACUACGUCCUCAGUUUCGCCUUUUCUUUCGACCGUGAAGAAGAUGUGUAUCAAUUUUCUUUGACCUAUCCAUACUCGUACAGUCGCUACCUGGCACAUUUGGAUAAUCUUUGCACCAGAUUAACGUGUACGAAGAGGGAAACCUUAGCCACGUCGAUACAAAAGAGGAAAAUCGAAUUGGUCACGAUAACUUCAAAUCUGGAAGACUCUCAAGAUCGUUCAAGGAGGGUGGUGGUCGUUCUUGCCAGAGUACAUCCAGGCGAGUCACCCUCUUCCUUCGUUUGCCAAGGUCUAAUGGACUUUCUGGUCAGUUCCCACCCCAUCGCCCAAGUGUUGAGGAAUUAUGUCGUUUUCAAGAUAGUGCCGAUGCUAAACCCUGACGGCGUUUUUCUUGGCAAUUAUAGAUCCACUCUGAUGGGUGCAGACUUGAAUCGUUCGUGGAACAAAAUCUCCGAUUGGCUGCAUCCUGCUCUGGUAGCGAUCAAACCGAUGUUGAAGAACCUCGAUAAGAGUUCUCGUACACCAUUGGACUGCGUACUCGAUUUGCACGCUCAUACCAAUGCUACGGGACUUUUCGUUUAUGGAAACACCUACGACGACGUGUACAGGUACGAGAGGCACAUCGUGUUACCAAAGUUGUUAGCGCAACACGCCGAAGACUAUGAAAUAGGGAACACAAUGUACAAUCAGGAUCCCCAUAAGGCUGGGACCGCGCGUCGUUAUCUGUGUUCCAUUCUCAAGGAACAUGUAAAUUGCUACAGCAUCGAAGUAUCGAUGUUCGGAUACAAUAGGAAAUCGACGCCUGGAAUAUUCCCGUACACCGAGGAAGGAUAUUAUAGAUUAGGCCGCAAUCUGGCCCGUGUAUUCCUAGAAUAUUACAAACUGAUGGGCAUCAUACCCGCCGGUCUUCCCGAUCAACCAUCCACCAAACGAACGCGACAAUCACGAACAAGGCAUCGAGUUCUUAGAGAACCUAGACCGAAGACAUCCAGGAAACUUGCGCCUAUACAUCUGGCCAGUAUUCACGAGUACUUUCAAGAGGAGACAGAGAUGGCCGCGAGCGGCGGUUACCGAUCGAUGAGCGGCACGCGGAUGAGCCAGCUUGGGACCGGAACUGGAAGUGGAACGGGCGUCGGCGGGUGCAGGAACCGGAGCUACAGGUUCCGGAGCCCCGGGGCACCGCUCGACAGGGUGCAGGCCCUGUCCAGACAUCCCGCCGAGCCGAGGCUCACCAUUAUCGAUUUCAAUCAGCUGACAAGGGGCGGUUUGGAACUGGCUACCAGCAAGAACAGGGCAAAGGUCGCUCGAAAAGCCGCGAAGUUGAACAGAUAGCGAUCUCCAUUUUACCACAAAGCGUCGUCUUAGCAUCGAUAAUCGAUAGGUAAAAUAAUUCUUUAAAAAGAACUUCGAAGCGUCUGAUUCGAUUUAACUAACGUGAACCGCUAGAUUUAGACUCUUCUUUGCACAAAGAAAUUUUUAAAGAAUACUACUUUACAGAAUUAAAAAUUUCUGCCUGAAGCUCUACGAUAACGCGUACUCGCGGUCUUUCAAGAAUUUGUAGGUGAUCGAUCGACGAAAGAAGAAGAGAAUAGCAAUGUAACGUAACCAUGUGUAAUCUGAACCCAAUGUCGAUCGUAUCAGUUUCGUAAAGAAAGCUUCUUUACACGGUGGUGUAGGUUAACGAUUACCUCAAUGUACACAUAAAAUUGAUGGAUCGAGUGGUAUACGAAACUGCCCAAUGCCAAUAACGUCAAUCAGUGAUUCGUGUACGUUGUAUCGAAUCAUAGAGUCGAUUUGUAGAGUUGUUACGUUCUUUUAUUCCCAUACACGCGCCACUUCCUUUACGUACAUAUUUCUUAGUACGCCCGGCCGAUCGGCUUAUUCACUGAAAACUAUUUUUACAAAGACGUUCGCGUUCCUUCGGUUUAACGACAAUAAGUCGAGACUCGUAUUGUAUGACAACAUAGAAUUACAACAAUAAAACAAACAUAUAAAUGCUAAGGAGAAAGGGAAUAAAAAGCAUGCACAAUCCUUUUUACUAUCUGGUACACUAAUUGAAUAAAAACGUAACCCCCGAACGAGACAAAUUCUGUCCAUCGUUUACGCGAUUUCCCGUGUUUAAGACUGAAAAUUUAUCUCGUGGAUUAUAAUAGAGAUUCUUUACAUCGCAAUGAUAACGGUGUAAAUGAGAUCGGAUGAAACGGUAAUCUCGUCCAAGGGUUUCUACACAGCUACCCAUCCGUAUCGGUGAGGGCUUCGUGGAGAAAAUCGCGAAAGGGGAAAGAAGAAUGCGAAAGCUGUUGCUUUCUUAGGUCGCAUAAUAGAAAU